Lineus longissimus is the source of this 684-nucleotide messenger RNA. RefSeq lists its product as uncharacterized. Bases 1 to 684 code for a protein of 227 amino acids. The transcript has a single exon. The record is from RefSeq and is a predicted model, not a curated record. NCBI's taxonomy places the organism in Eukaryota, Metazoa, Nemertea, Pilidiophora, Heteronemertea, Lineidae.
AUGGUACGUAGACUCAAACCCGAAAUUAGGGAAACGUAUGAUAGGAUCAAGGAUCAGCUCUUUCGUGACUUUGUUGAACUCGUUCCCGAUGACAAUGUCAAAACAGGUCACUAUCUGCCGCAUCACCCGGUUGCUAAGGAUUCUGUGACAACGCCCAUCCGCAUGGUGUAUGACUGUUCCUGCAAAACUGGCGCAAACCCGAGUUUAAAUGACUGUUUAGAGACUGGGCCACCACUUCUGAAUGAUCUGGCAUCCAUAAUGUUAAGAUUCCGCGUGCACAACAUAGCGAUUUCAGCUGAUAUCGAAAAGGCUUUUUUGAACGUGGGGCUUGAGUCUGAUGACAGGCCGUACACGAAAUUUCUAUGGCUCUCCGAUCCUGAUGACCCAGAAAGCAGUUUCAACGUUUACCAAUUCAAAGUGGUCCUCUUUGGAGCGUCGUGCAGCCCGUUCAUUCUGAACGCAACCAUCAAACACCAUCUCGAGAUAAACGCAUCGGAUGUCGCAAACGAUAUAACAAAGAACAUUUAUGUCGAUAACCUCAUCAGUGGAUGCCCUGAUGAUAAAAUCACCAUGGAUUACUACACCGAGGCCAACAAACUCAUGAAAUCUAGUGGAUUCCAUCUUAGAGAAUGGAGCAGCAAUAGCCAGGGACUGCACGAUUUAGCGCGAAUGAUCACACCGUGA